Messenger RNA from Juglans regia (Persian walnut), 1429 nucleotides. Its product is annotated as protein MID1-COMPLEMENTING ACTIVITY 1-like. The coding region runs from base 29 to 1219 and encodes 396 amino acids. NCBI's taxonomy places the organism in Eukaryota, Viridiplantae, Streptophyta, Magnoliopsida, Fagales, Juglandaceae. The record is from RefSeq and is a predicted model, not a curated record. The transcript has 7 exons. Gene Ontology annotation, biological process: cell surface receptor signaling pathway.
GCACACCCGACUCAGCAGCAUAUAUCAUAUGGCAAGCUUUCCACAGGAAUCGGCAGCAGGAGUAGUACUGGAGGCGUUAAACCUCGCGAACAUGAUCAUCAUUAUAUCAUCGGCCCGAAACGCCACGACACACCGAACGAACUGCGAGCAACUGUCGGAGCACGUGAGGCUGAUAGGGAACUUUUUGGAGAAGCUAAAAUCGACAGACCUGAUGAAGUUGCCAGCAACCAAGGAGCCGCUGGAUGGUUUGGAGGAGGCACUGAGGAAAGCACUCCGGUUGGUGGAGAGCUGCAGAGACAAAAGCUGUCUGUACAUGCUUGCCAUGGGGUGGAACGUAGUGUAUCAAUUCCGCCAAGUCCAGGACGAGAUCGAUCACUUUCUUCGUCACGUGCCCUUGAUUUCCUUGGUCCACGAGUUUCGGAUGCAGAAUUUAAAAAAAGGACUGCAGGCGAUUGAAGAGGAUAAAAGAGAAUACACCCUCGAAAAAGAGGAUGUGGAGGCCCAAAAUGUUAUACUCAAACCGGAUCGGACAAUGAAAGACGCAGACAUAUUGGAAAAGUCCCUAUCUCGUAGGUAUCCUAAACUAGAUUUUCAUGAAGCACUCCAAGAGGAGAAAGACAAAUUAAACAUUGAAUUGUUGCUCUCACGAACAAAUAAUGACACCGAUCAAUGUUGGGUGAUUGAGCAUCUUAUUGAUGUGACGGAAAAUGUUGUCAACGUGCUCCCCGGUAAGAAGAUCAAGAAACUUCUUGUCAAUGAACCAACUUAUGUGAUAUCAGGGUACAUAUCCAAUGCAAAAUCCACCUAUGAGGACCCUGAUUUAAAGCCAGAAGAUCAAAAUCAAUCCGAGUGGCAGGCUGAUCUCUUCGCUUGUAGCAGGGAUCCUUGUUUAAGCUUGAAGACCUGCGUCUAUCCCUGUGGAACAUUUUCAUGGAUAGCUAACAAGGUGUCACAAGGGAAAAUAUCCCGCGAGCGCGCUAUCAAUGAUCUAAUGGCAUACUCCCUCUUCUGCGGUUGUUGCUGCUACACUUGCUGCAUGAGAAAGAAACUACGUGAACAUUUUAACAUAGAGGCAGGCGUGUGUGAUGAUUUCUUAACUCAUCUAAUGUGUUGCUGCUGCGCGCUGGUUCAAGAGUGGCGUGAGCUUGAAAUUAGAGGCUUUGAUGGAUGCCAAGGAAGAAAGAUGAUUCCUCCUCCGUACCAAUUUAUGAAGCCGUGAAUCGCAUUUAUGAUGGUAUCUGUACAUUCUACUUGUGUGCCAGUUGCUGGAAUAGAUAAAUACAGAAACAUUCAUAGAGUACGAGAUAUGUGGACGAUCUAGGUAAAGGUAAUCUAAAAGCUGUGCGAGGACUCAUCCAAGCUAAUGUGAACAUGAAACGGCAGAAUAUAAAUGGGACCUCUAGAACUAAUACAAUAACAAUUUUCACUA